Messenger RNA from Sclerotinia trifoliorum, 3939 nucleotides. NCBI's taxonomy places the organism in Eukaryota, Fungi, Ascomycota, Leotiomycetes, Helotiales, Sclerotiniaceae. The record is from the annotation of a GenBank genome assembly.
CGACAUAACCUUACAGCUUUUGCUCAUAGUUUAUUUCUACGCCUUCACUAUCAGGGAUUAGUGUGUAUAAUACCGUCGGUGACUAACGUACCCUUACGGCAGUAGUUAAUCCGAAUCCGAAACUAUUCACAGUACAGUCUCGAACUUGAACCUUCAAGAACUUGUUCGUUCGUUGUUUUGCCUUCUUAAGAACUCAUUUUUUUGUUUCUUAUGUUUUUACAGCCAAGCACAUUCUCGGAUUUUCUACAACGUAUUAAAGUUCUACUACCUCAUUUGCUUAUUAUCUGCCUUGACAGAAUUAUAUGGCAAUUCUUGAAGCCUAGAUCCUGUCUAACCCCGCGCCGCGCCAUACAAUAUCGAGGAAACUCAAUUUAUUUCAGUCCUGGAGAUUCAGCAUAGUGGUACCUUUAUCUGGAGAGACUGAAACACUCAACAGGAAGCUGAAUAUUCUCGAAUAUGAUUUCUGGGCGUGGUAGAGCGAGGAUUCGUGCCCCUCGGAGGGUAUGUAUUUCACUUCUUUUUUACUUCAACACUUCAUAACCUUUCUUUUGCGAACCAUACUACGUACGUAGUACAUCUACAAAUACAUUCACAUACAAUUUCGGAACUUCAUUUGUACACAGUUCAGUGUCGAGUAAUCAAAGAUGGCUCCUCCUCAAGCACUGCCAUUUGAUUCUGCGAUUGCGCAUGCCUUGAAAACAAGUCAGGUGGUAGUCCGCCCUGCAGCGUUUUUCCUUCAAUCGCAAACAUAUCUGACCCUUUCUUCGUUCUCCGCUGACUUUUUUGUUCUUUUACAAAUAGGCUUUCGGACGCGCGGGAGCACAAAAUGAAUUCGAUAUUCAAUGGGAUAUUUUACAAAAUGCUCUCCAAGAGAUUCACGAAAAGAAUGCCGGAACACUCUCUUUCGAACAACUUUAUCGAGCAUCUUACAAAAUCGUUUUGAAGAAAGAAGGGGAUCUACUUUAUGAUAGGGUCAAAGUUUUCGAGGAACAAUGGUUUGCGGGAAAAGUGAUGCCGGAUAUCAGGAAACUUAUUACUGCAAACUUGGUUAAUGUGGCUACCGGUGGUGUUUCUGGGACCGCGGCAAACGAACGGAGACUUACCGGCGAACAAUUUCUGGAAGGAUUGAAAGCUUCAUGGACAGAUCAUAAUGUUUGUAUGAGUAUGACAACAGAUGUACUCAUGUAUAUGGAUCGUGUGUAUUGUGGCGACAAUCGUAAGGCUUCCAUUUACACCACUGCCAUGGGCCUCUUCCGAGAUCAUAUUCUUCGUUCACCACUCCUAGAAAAUUCAAGCAUCAUCACUUUCGAUAUCCUGAAUUCGGUUAUAUUGGAUCAAAUUGGAAUGGAAAGAGAGGGAGAUGUCAUCAAUAGACAUUUAAUCCGUUCUGUUAUCUAUAUGCUAGAAGGUCUCUACGAAACCGAUGAGGAGAACGAGAGCGACAAAUUAUAUCUUACUGUUUUUGAACCAGCAUUUCUGGCGGCUAGCAGGAAGUUUUACCAAGCCGAAUGUCAAACAUUGCUGAGGGAUUCUCCUGCAAGUACUUGGCUACGUCAAACGAAAAGGCGCCUGGAUGAGGAAAGUGAUCGGUGUGAUACGACUAUUGCAAGUUCCACAAUCAAGAAAAUUCAAAAAGUUGUUGAGCAGGAAUUGAUCAGCAGUCAUCUGAAUGAGUUUCUUGCGAUGGAGGGAAGUGGAUUGCAGGCAAUGAUUGAAAAUGACCGAUUUGAUGAUUUGACCAUUUUAUAUCAACUCAUUAGCCGCAUAGAUCCAAGCAGAGAUCCUUUGAAGGUCGCACUACAAGCUCGUGUGGUACAACUAGGGUUGGAAAUCAAUAAAAUCAUCUCUAAUGGUGAUAUCGGUGGUACUACAGCAGAAGAUAACAAAGCUGAAGCAGAGGAGGAAGAUGCGGAAGGUUCGAAGAAGAAGGUCAAGCCAAUGAAUGCUGCUGCGAAGCAAACUCUUGCAGCCAUCAAGUGGGUUGAUGAGGUUUUACGAUUGAAGGAUAAGUUUGACAAUAUGUGGAGGACGUGUUUUAUGGAAGAUCUCAUCCUACAAACAGCUAUCACUAAAAGCUUUUCCGAUUUCAUUAAUCUGUUUGAUCGAUCUUCCGAAUUCGUCUCCUUGUUCAUCGAUGACAACCUUAAGCGUGGAAUCAAGGGCAAAACCGAGCUUGAAAUUGAUGAGGUUCUGGAUAAGGCCACUACUUUACUCCGAUAUAUUCAGGAUAAAGACAUGUUUGAGAGAUAUUACAAGAAACAUCUUGCAAAACGUCUACUACUCAACAAGUCUGAAAGCACCGACGUUGAGAAGCAAAUGAUUUCAAGGAUGAAACUAGAAAUUGGCAAUUCAUUUACGACAAAACUGGAGGGCAUGUUUAAGGACAUUACAAUGUCUGAGGAACUUAGUUCUAAUUAUCGCAAUCACAUCAAUAAUCUCGGAGAUAAAGAUAAGAAUCAAAUCGAGUUGUCUGCUAUUGUUCUCUCUACGAAUUGUUGGCCUACGGAAAUCAUCGGUGGUAUCCCAUCGCAAGAGGAAGGUCCUCGACAAUCUUGCAAUUGGCCUCCUCAAUUGCAAAAGUUGCAAGAUUCUUUCAAAGCAUUUUACCUCAAAGAUCGUAAUGGCCGAAUGUUAACCUGGUUAGGAAAUCUAGGUAAUGCUGAUAUUCGUUGUAAUUUUCCAGCCAUUCCAGGUGAGACGGGGCCGAAGGGCAGGGAGCGGAAGUACGAAUUGAAUGUCAAUACUCAUGGCAUGCUCAUUUUGAUGCUUUUCAAUGAUUUUCAGGGAGGACAAGAAUUGUCGUAUGAAGAAAUACAACAAAGUUUGAAUAUUACCGAUAAAGACUUACCUCGCGCUCUUAUGCAACUUUCUGGUCCACCAAAAUCUCGAGUUCUCCUUAAGAAACCUGGGAAACCUAACGAAUUACCUAAAAUGGGCGAUGUCUUCACAUUCAACAGCUCUUUCGUCAGCAAAACUGUCAAGAUUAAAGUUCAACCGAUCGGUGGACAAUCAAGCAAGGUUGAAGGAGCUGAUGAGAGAAGACAAACUGAGGAAAGAAAUGAUGAGCAUAGAGGAAGUGUCAUGGACACGGUAAUUGUGCGAAUUAUGAAGUAAGUUUUAAUUUGCCUAUCAUGACAUGAUGUUCUAUACUAACUAAGAAUAAUAGGGCACGCAAGGAAUGUCCUCAUCAACAACUCGUCGCUGAAGUCAUCUCUCAACUUUCACAACGCUUCCAGCCAAAUAUCAACAUGAUGAAACGAAGAAUAGAAAGUCUUAUUGAAAGAGAAUAUCUGGAAAGAAUUGAAGAAGCUAAUAUUCCAACAUACCGGUAUUUGGCUUGAUCUUUUCAGCUAUUCUUUCUAUCUGAAAUAUUUUGUAUGUCUCGCUGGAUGGAAUAUGUUUGCGGAAUGGAUUAAGGAUAUUUUCGGGAUAUUUUCUCUUUUCCUUUACAUUCGACUCGACUUGAUAUGUCAUUGCAUUGCUCGCGAAUGGUUUUUUCAACUGGAGCUAGGGUGUGGAAAAGGAAGGGUGUGGAAAAGGAAUGGCAUGGAUGGAUGAACAAAUGAAUGGCUUCACUGGCGUACUCUAGGGUGGGUAAUUAACAUCAGAUGAGAUUAAUUACAUGAUGAUAAUGAAGAAGUUUGACCGAAAAGGAAAACUAGGAAAGAUGAUGAGAGAGUUGAGAUGAAUUUUUGAGUUUAGAUGAAGAGUGAUAUACAAUGGCUACGGCUAGACUAGGGAAAUAGCUUGUAUAAGUAUUAAGAAAGUAAGAUUACAUGGAUUUUUCAUGUUCUUUGGAUGUAGGAGAUGAUAUAGCUAUCUAAGGUUAAAGUUUGUAGGUCGGUUUAGUGGUAAGGGGUAAGGGGUAAGGGGUCAGAGGAGUUUAGAUAUGAAUAGAAGCGAAGCGGGGAAAUGAAAGAGGAAACAGACGUGAGGGGC